CCUAUUCAAAAUUUGACAUUACUUAAUGACUCCUGUUUGGUAUGGAGAAGAGAAUCUAAAUCAGCAGAGCUUUAUGUGAUUUCUGCCAAUGGACACAGAUGGCAUCAGAAGGACUUCAAGCACAUCCUUAUUUUUAAUGUCAGCAUAGAUGAGCCACAUCCUGUUAUAUGCUUAGAGCUACAAAGGGAGACAAACUAUACAGUGAAAGUAAUGUCAGUCGCCUACUCUCAAUACACUGCACAAAUCAAUAUCCUUUCCCCAAUAUCAGAACCUCCACAUUCAAAAGUGAAAAUUGUACCAGUAAACAGUCAGUUACCAAAAAUUAGCUUUCAAAGAUCUGACAAGAAUGGAAAUAUAAGUUCAUACCAGGUGUUUGUGAUGCAGUCGAUGUCUUGGUGUUCUUUUACUUGUGAGUCUUUGGAAGCUGUCACAUACUUCAGUAAUAUAUCUAAGAUGCAGGGAUACGUCACUGCCGAGUUCUUCCCUGGAGACACUCCCGAACAUCUGGAGCUGUUGGUUGGGGACAGGCAAUACUAUGGAGACUUCUAUAAUGCUCCCUUAGAACGAGGAAAAGACUACUGUGUAAUACUAAGAACUGUCAGCAAG
Molecule: messenger RNA, 606 nt
Organism: Staurois parvus
Lineage: Eukaryota; Metazoa; Chordata; Amphibia; Anura; Ranidae
Source: the annotation of a GenBank genome assembly